UGUGUGUGUGUGUGUGUGUGUGUGUGGCGACGUCCCGGCUCGGAAAGGUGCGGACGCAAAGUUGUCUCUCCCAAUGGGUGCGUGUGCCCCGUGGGUGCAGGCACUGUCCCAAGUGGUCUUUCAGGCGCACCCACUAUAUGUCAGAUCCCAACUUUUAGGUUGGAAGUUUGGAGCCUUCUUUCAACAAAAACUCCAGGAGACCUUUCUGAGAGACGAAAGACAAUGUUAUUCAGAAAUGGUUUGCAAACCAGGGAAACAGUCUCCGGGAUAAACCACAGGGGAGCUGGGGCAGAGUUUUGAAAGGCAAAAUCCACGAGAAGCUGACCUUUAAGGGGAUUGGCUGCCAAGGGGAGCAGAGCCAUAAGUAUACACUACAUAUUUUCUGAUUUAUUAGAGCAGCUGACUUCCUGGUUUCCGUUAAUUCGUGGUCAGCAGGUAGACGUAGGAGACAUGGCCAACGGGGGAAUCGUGAGACAUGGGCAGCGGGGGUACCACAAGACAGGGACCGUUACCUCGUUUCCCUUAGAGCUUGCAAAACAAACUUGUAAAACAAUUAUUAAACAGACAAUACAGGGAGUGCAGUUUGUCCUGUGGACAGAGUCAGAGUUCAAACUGCAAAAAGGUCCAGAUAUGUGGCCACAAAGUUAUGAUAUUAAAAUCCUCACUCUGUGCCUCCUGAGUCCCUUCUUUCCAUAAUGGGUGCUUAAUAAACGUGGGUGGAACUGACAAUGUAUCUAAGCUGCCAGCCACUCCAGUCCCUCCCCCUUUCUCAGAAAACGCCCCAGAUUGUCUCCUUUAGCUCCCUCCACAGGAGUGAUAGUGGCCUUCAUGCAGAAGGAAGCAGAGAGGAUCAGUACAAGACACGGGCAGGGUGGACUGUAAGGACCUAAUCUGGGCACUGGCCAGACUAAAACUACUUUGGGACAGUUAUUCUAUAGAUCACAUCCAGGACUAGAGAAAGGAAGGGACUGGUGACCAGGAGCCAGUCAGGAAUGGGCGGUGGUGGUGGUCGUCCUGAAAUAGGCUGUAUGGACCUCCCUUAUGACCAUGUCAGUGGUGGCGAAGGAUACAGGUGACAUGCAAAAGAAGAGUUAGAGGGACCUGGUGACUAACAAGAUUUGGGAGGAAAGAGAAUGAGGACUGCCCUUUUCUACAAGGAGAGCACACAGGAGGGCAUGGCUGCUGUGGGUCCGACUGCCGGAUACCAGGGAUCGGUGACGUUUGAGGAUGUGGCCGUGAUUUUCACAGAUGAAGAGUGGAGGCAUCUGGUCCCUGUUCAGAGGGACCUCUACAAGGAGGUGAUGCUGGAGAACUAUGAGAGCAUCGUCUCACUGGGGCUUCCAGUUCCUCAACCAGAUGUGAUUUUCCAAUUGAAGAGAGCAGAUGAGCCCUGGAUACUUGACCUUCAUGGAUCUGAGGACAGAUGUCUAUGGAGCAUUUCUCUAGACUGGGAGACUAAGCCUGAGAUCCAAGGAGCUUCAGAAAAAGAAGAAAAACCAGAAGUAACGUCAAGGGGGAAGCUUGGAAGAAAAGGUCCUCUGUGUCCUAAGUCUGAAGUUCAUGCACUGGAAGGUGGAUUGGAAACAGAGAAGGAAAGCCUUGUAGUGGAGACCUGCAAGAAAUCCCUCUCCCAGGAGGAAAGCUUGCAGCGAGGGUCAACCCCUCCCAAGAAAUUUCUCACUAAAGACAGAGAGCAGGAAUGCAGUGACUGUGGGAAGACGUUUUUUGACCACUCAUCUCUUACCCGCCAUCAGAGGACUCACACAGGACAGAAGCCCUAUGACUGUCGUGAGUGUGGAAAAGCUUUUUUCAACCGUUCGUCCCUAACUGUACAUCAGCGAAUUCACACUGGAGAGAAGCCCUUCAAAUGCAGUGAGUGUGGGAAAGCCUUCAGUCACAGGUGCAGUCUCAGCAGACACCUGAUGUCUCACACAGGGGAGAGCCCCUACGAAUGCAGCGCAUGUGGGAAAGCCUUUUUCGACCGUUCGUCCCUAACUGUACAUCAGCGAAUUCACACUGGAGAGAAGCCCUUCAAAUGCGGUGAGUGUGGGAAAGCCUUCUUUGACCGUUCGUCCCUCACUCGACACCAGAGGAUUCACACUGGAGAAAGUCCCUAUGAAUGCAGUCAGUGUGGGAAAGCCUUCAGCCAGAAAAGCAUUCUUACGCGACACCAGCUAAUCCACACUGGCAGGAAGCCUUAUGAAUGUAACGAGUGUGGGAAAGCCUUCUAUGGUGUCUCAUCACUGAAUCGACAUCAAAAAGCUCAUGCUGGAGAGCCUCGCUACCAGUGCGGUGAGUGUGGGAAAGCGUUCUUUGACCGCUCAUCGCUCACGCAGCAUCAGAAGAUCCACACUGGAGACAAGCCCUAUGAAUGCAACGAGUGUGGGAAAGCCUUUAGCCAGAGAAGCCGGCUUACGCGGCAUCAGAGGGUUCAUACAGGGGAGAAACCCUUUGAGUGCAGCGUGUGUGGGAAAGUUUUCAGUUCUAAGUCAUCAGUUAUUCAACACCAACGGCGUUAUGCCAAACAGGGAAUAGACUGAGUUGGGUAAAAGCUUUAGUCAAAGGACCUCUGUGAAAACUUAAAGUAGGUCUUCCCCAUUUAAAGACCUACUUUAAAAAAGUUUUAAAAAAUCCAUUCUACCUAUUCUGGCUGCUACUGUCCGUCCCUGCCUCUGCUAGCACAGUGUUUGAAUAAGAACUCUCUCCACCUGCUACAUUACAGACUGAUGCUGGAAAUCAGGGUGCAACUCUAAAGAGUCAACAUACUGCAGAAGUUUGUCAAAUGACACGGUAAAUGUUAGGAGGCUAUCCUCAGACACACCUCAUGUCUGGGGCCCCAGGCAUCACUGCACUUUAAAUAACUGGAGGCAACAACAGGAGGAGCGAGGCAAAAUUAUAUCAGAGCAGGACAGGUGUUUCCCAAAUAGUUCUUCGGAUAGGUUAGUUCCUGUCUCUCAGAGUGUUUUUGGGCACUGACCUUGUUCUUUUGUGUGCCAGCUUUUAGAUCUCUUAAUACUGUUACUGGUAAUAGCUAGCACUUAUUCUGUGCUUAUUAUGGAGUAAGCACUCAGAGUUCUGCAAGGAAUAGAUGAUUUGUCCUCUCAACGACCCGAUGAAGGAGGUACUGCAUUUUACAGAGAGCAAAUGAGGUUAGAGGGCUUACAUAACUUGCCCAAGGUGUAGCCAGGUCUCAAAUACACGUCUACCUUCAAAAUCUAUUCCCUUUACCAUUAUGCUGUAAGGUUUGUUUUAUAAUUUAUGUACAUGUAUAAUCUCAACUAGUUUGUAAGCACUUGGUGGCAUGACUUAUAUGUCUGUGUAUCUCACACAGUGCCUUGCAAAUAAUAGCUCAAUAAAUAUUUAUUUGAAUUAAUGACUUUUCUUCUUACCCAGUCUUCUGUAAUGAAAACACUUCUGGAUUUACAUCCUUUGUGUGAAUUCUCAAUCUAGCUUACACCUUUAUCAGCUCAGGCUCCUGUCACUGCAGUCCUCACGUUCUGAUUCGAAUUCUUCCCUCUUAGUCAUUGAAGACGGGAAUGCUCAGCUAUGGUGCCCUAACAAGUAAACUCCCAAAUAAAGAAAGCUUCAUCUCUCACAUGAAAUGUGAUGUGAGUCAGCCUGUCUUACUCCAUCCUCACCUAGAACUCACUGCCUCCAAGGUCAUCAUGGAAGAGAAGGUUGGAGGAUUUUGUGGGAUAUUUUUAAGGGCCAUCCGUCACUUCUGUCUACAACUCAUAACCAGAACCCAGCACCAAGAGGCCAGGAAAGUAUACAAGCACUUCAAUAUUCAGUUAACAUCAACAUCUUCUGUCACAGUUGCAUUUUGCAUAUUACUGUUAGGCCAGUCCUUCCAGAUGACUACUUCCUGUCCAUCCUUGCCUUACUCAGGACCCAAAUUGCUCAGUUAAUGAAAGCUCUGAAUAUUUAAGGUCUACCUUGAUGUGAUCCCACACUACUGAACUUUAAAUUCUGACUCCCAAAACUUCUCUGUGGGCCCAGCUCGAUAUUUGUAUUAAAGGUCAGACAUCAGGCAACUUUUGACUCCGGGCAUCUGCUUAAGUUGAAGCCCAGAAAGGGCUUGAUUCUGAAAGGCUGUCUGCAACCAGAUGGCCUUACACGGGGCCAAGUGGACCAAGAUGCAUUUCUCCCAGGAGUUACAGAUUCAAGAAGCUGCAUUGCCAAACAGACCCUCCCCACCCUACCAGCAUCCCUGUUGGUCUCAGCCCAAAUUCCUUUCAGCAGGUGAGAGGCAGGGAACACUUCAUGUGUGGACUUUUGGAGCAACUUGAAUAAAAACACAGAGUACAGAAUCUACUGGAGUGGGUAAUAUCUGGUGUUAUUUAAUGAUCUUAAGAGGAAAAUAAAAG
Rhinolophus ferrumequinum (greater horseshoe bat) is the source of this 4367-nucleotide messenger RNA. It is a transcript of the gene ZNF2, whose product is annotated as zinc finger protein 2. Gene Ontology annotation, biological process: negative regulation of transcription by RNA polymerase II. NCBI's taxonomy places the organism in Eukaryota, Metazoa, Chordata, Mammalia, Chiroptera, Rhinolophidae. The transcript is spliced from 5 exons. The record is from RefSeq and is a predicted model, not a curated record. The coding region runs from base 1134 to 2540 and encodes 468 amino acids. Gene Ontology annotation, molecular function: DNA-binding transcription repressor activity, RNA polymerase II-specific.